Blastomyces dermatitidis ER-3 is the source of this 2009-nucleotide messenger RNA. RefSeq lists its product as uncharacterized. The transcript is spliced from 2 exons. Bases 244 to 1908 code for a protein of 554 amino acids. NCBI's taxonomy places the organism in Eukaryota, Fungi, Ascomycota, Eurotiomycetes, Onygenales, Ajellomycetaceae. The record is from RefSeq and is a predicted model, not a curated record.
GCUCGCUAGAAUCCCUAUUAUAAAAUUUUAGCUAGCUUCACAUCAAUUUCUCGAAAAUCUCGAAGAUUCGCGUUGGUCCAUCCAACAAAGAAGCAUUACAACAACUGCCCGAGUUGACUCUGUUCAAAUUCUUCUAGUCCUCUCUGGUAGAGGACAGGAGUUUCAUCGGCUUGCACCAUAUCGUUCCAGGUGGCUUGGCGCUGGAGAGCAUAGCAAUCUCCUCCCAACAGCUGUUGUGGAGAUAUGGCUUUGUCCCGGCGACGGGCCCAUCGAGAUAUAUCCAUUGCUCACGACCAACUCCCUAUACCUAGAAGAUCUGCGACAUCAAACUUUUCGGCGACACAAAGCGCGUGGUGCGGAAAAGUUGUUUCACAAGAUCUCGAGCCGCAAGCAAACUAUGGCCAUCCCGAGCAAUUUUUUAACCCGAGUGGCAAAUUUGAAACUUUGAAUUCAAGUUAUGCGAUAUCCACCAACGUCAGAUUCACCGAAAGUAAAUAUGAUGACAGAGACUCCGUUAGGCUGCAGACACAACAACGACACAGAGGCCCUCAAAAUGUUGAAUUUCGUUUUGAUAGCCUCCCGGGACCAAACAUCACAACCGAUACGAACACUGGAUGGGCGAGCCUAGCGGGAUCUGGGCCAGUCAGCGAACCCGCCCCGGCUUUCUCUGCAACGGUACCGCGUAACGGCCAGAGACAGAGUAAUUCGACAGUGCCAACGGUACCGCAACCCCUAAUUCGAUCCAACCUUGGAUGUACUCCGUCCGGUUCGAUCUACCCUGCUAUGGAGACUCCUGGAGGGCAGCAUUAUAUCCCAAGGGUACAGACCCAAAUACAUGAGUUCAAAAACUGCAACAGUAGUUGGGAAGGGGAUAGGAAGGAUGAGAACAUGUCUGCGGAUGGUGGGUCUCAUCAACAUGGAUACAUCUACCCAGGAUGGGCCGAGCCCAUGACUAGAAUGCCAUAUAUGCCCAUAUCACGCACCUCGGAUACAAACACCGAAUCAGCAUAUCCUACCACCAUUGAAUGUCUAGAACAAACGGGCAACAGAGGAUAUGUCCCAGAUUUCACAGCAGAAACAACAAACGGGUGGUGGCAUGGAGCGCAAAACUUUAUCCAACAACCGCAACGAUGGUCUAAUGGGGUAAACAAAGAUUUCUCUGCGUCGUUGAUCACCCAGACCAGUCUGCCAAUCGCACAGAGUGACUGGAAUGAGCUGCACACAACCCCUCUAGGCAACCAAUGCAGCCCAGAAUCUUCGUUCUCUUCAUGCUUUACUCCAGACACACUUCACGAGCCGGUAAAUUUCGAUUCUCUAAGUUUCCACGAUAUGAACAUGGCGAUGGAAUAUUUUGAUCAAAAUCCCGGACGUGAAAGGCUCACCGAAUGGCAAGGCCAUUUGACAGGCGAUGAGCCCUUUGAGCCAAACGAGAUCCCAGCCAUAAAGCAACCAGGGAGGCCCCGAAAGAUGAAGCGAUGUGAGGCCCAGAGAACAGCAAGCAUCGGCACCCAGCGUGCCAGUGAAAAAGAUGAAUUUCUGAUCCAGUGCAAACGCGCAGGAAUGCCGUAUAAGGAAAUUAAAGAAAAGGGAAACUUCUUCGAGGCAGAGUCAACGCUAAGAGGACGGUUUAGAACACUAACUAAGCGAAAAGAGCAGCGGGUAAGGAAGCCAGGAUGGCAGGAAAAGGAUGUGCGACUGCUUUGUGAAGCCGUGCGGAAAUACGCUAAUCCGAUACAAGAUGGCGUAGGAGAGGACAUCAAGGAUCCUAAAAUAUCAUGGAAGCAAGUGGGGGAAUAUAUCUCGAAAAACGGCGGCUCGUACCAUUUCGGCAAUGCCACGUGUAAGAAGAAAUGGUCACAGAUCCAACAAGAUAUUAUAACACUACGGCCAGAACAUCAGUUCGGUUGAUCGCAGAACAGAAGUUAUAUCUGGGGAGGAGAAAGCCGUAUACGCACCGUAAUAAAUACCUUAAUAUAUCCAUUUAUAUAUAAUCGAGUAAAUAAAUUUCA